Exophiala bonariae is the source of this 1803-nucleotide messenger RNA. RefSeq lists its product as uncharacterized. Gene Ontology annotation, cellular component: nucleus; replication fork; site of double-strand break. The record is from RefSeq and is a predicted model, not a curated record. The transcript has a single exon. Gene Ontology annotation, molecular function: DNA-directed DNA polymerase activity; damaged DNA binding. Lineage: Eukaryota; Fungi; Ascomycota; Eurotiomycetes; Chaetothyriales; Herpotrichiellaceae. Bases 1 to 1803 code for a protein of 600 amino acids. Gene Ontology annotation, biological process: error-prone translesion synthesis; response to radiation.
AUGGGCAAUAAUGAAUUUUCAAGCGAGUCCCAAUUCACUCGGCGAGAUUUACAUCUCCUUAGCCAAUCAUCUUCAAAGUCUCCACUACGUGUAAUCGCGUUGAUAGAUUUUGACUGCUUCUAUGCGCAGUGUGAAGGUGUGCGUUUGGGUUUGCCUCCAAGUCAGCCUCUGGGCGUCCAGCAGUUUCUACACGUCAUUGCCACCAACUAUGCAGCUCGUGCUGCAGGGCUGAAGAAGGUGGUCACCGCGGCGGAGGCGCGGGAGAAGUGCCCAGAAAUCGUUCUCCAGCAUGUUCCCACGUGGAGGGAGGGUGACACGACUUGGCGCUAUCGAGAUGAUGUCCGUGAACACAUGAAUUCAGACAAGUCCUCGCUUGACUAUUAUCGACUUCAAUCUCGGAAGGCGAUCCAAAUCGUGAAGGAUGCACUACCUGCCACGUCUCGAAGGAUUGAGAAGGCGGGUAUCGAUGAAGUCUUCAUAGACCUCUCAAUCCCUGUCUAUGACGUUCUGGUGGAACGUUAUCCCGAACUUUUGGCUUGUGAGUCUCGUCUCCCAAAGCCUCUUGAUAUCAUACCUAAGUGGGAGGACGACCAACUUGUACAGUGUGAGGCUGAGAAUGAAGACGAGAAUCCGGAACAUGACACGAUCGACUGGAAUAUCAUCGCCCUUCAGAUUGGCUCUGAGAUAGUCCGCGAAAUCCGUAAGAAGAUACUUGACGAUCUGAACUACACGUGCUCCGCCGGCAUCGCACAUAACAAAGUCGUUGCGAAGCUCGCAGCAGGCCAUAACAAACCCAAUAAGCAAACCGUCAUCCGGAAAUGCUGCACCGGCUCUUUUCUAUCCGGCUACAAAGCAACGAAACUUCGAGGUUUAGGCGGUAAGCUUGGACGUCAAGUCGUCACGACAUUCUGUGUGGAAACGAUUUCAGACCUCCUUCGGUUUCCGCUCAAGGAGAUGCAGGCAAAGCUUGGCACCCACGCAGGACACUGGGUCUACCACGUCAUCCGAGGAUUCGAGGACAGCGAAGUGGUGCAAAGGACUGAGAUCAAAAGCAUGCUUUCGGCCAAGACGUUCAGUCCAAGCAUCACAGGCGUGGACCAAGCCGAGCGAUGGCUGCGAAUCUUUGCCGCAGACAUCGUGGGCCGCUUGGAGGACGAAGAGGGACGCCGACCCACGACGAUAGCCGUGCACCACCACAUCCAGGGCCGAUUUGGGCCUACACGAUCCAAGCAGGCACAGAUCCCCGCCGGACCGACCUUGGACACGGAGCUUCUGUUCAAGCUGUCGAUGGAGCUGCUGAUCAAGAUAUCCGACGAGACGCCGAGCUGGCCGUGCCUGACGCUUUCGAUAGGCGUCUCGCACUUCCGCGACGUCGAUAAAUCAAAUCACCUCAUUUCCGGAUUCACCACGCCUGGGAAAUGGUCGGGCUCGGCUUCUGAAGGACAACUCUACACUUCGGGCAUGGCGAAGAGAUCCCUGGAAGAGCCGACUUCGAAUGACAGGCCGCGGAAAUAUACCCUGCUGGACUUCCAGGGGUUCUCACAGAAACCAGACAAGGUCGACCAGACUUCAUGCCCGACUGAUGCCAAUGUUGCGAGUCAUAUUUCAGGGAGGGAAAUUACAGCUUCUGAUUCGGAUCGAUUGCGACGGGCCGGAAAGCAAACAGUUCAAGAUUCAUCCACCGCGACACCGGAUGCCGCAGGACUAUAUUGCUGCCCUCUGUGCUCGGAGCAAAUCCCGGAUAACAGUGUCCUCGAGCACCUGGACUGGCACGUUGCACUUCAUCUGCGUGAUCAAGGCUAG